CUCAGUAAGGAUUACCACAAACAAUCUUAAUGAACAGAUCUGUUUUACUCUGCCUAUUUUGGCUGCAACAUUUGUUUUAUUUAUUUAAGUCGUAAGCGGAAGGUGUGCGUGAGCAUGCACUUAAAACAUGCUGUUUUAGAGAGGUGUGUCAGAGAUAAUAGAUAAAUGGUGAUCCCUGAUCCCUCUCUUGCGACUUAAGCCACACGUUUCUAAAGCAGUUUAUAGCCAGCAGGCUGAGUUUACUUGUAGAUUCACAUCACAAGAGAAGUUGUCACAACCAAUUUUCCAAUGGCAGAAAACAACUUUCCUCCUCUGCCUGGUUUUAUACCACUGAAGCCAUGCUUCCACCAGGACUUUGAGGAAAUUCCCGACCAGCAUCGCACCAUGUGCAAGAGACUCUACUACCUGUGGAUCUUGUAUUGUGCCACUUUGCUGGUGAAUUUCUUUGGCUGUAUGGCAUGGAUGUUUGGUGGUGGAGGAGUGACUAACUUUGGGAUGUCGCUCAUAUGGGUUAUCCUCUUUACCCCGUGUUCCUACGUGUGCUGGUUCCGAUCCAUUUACAAUGCCUUUAAGACUGACAGCUCGUUCUAUUUCAUGGCUUUCUUCUUUGUCUUCAUGGCACAACUUUUCAUUGUCAUAAUACAGGCCAUUGGUAUCCCAGGAUGGGGCGUCUGUGGCUGGUUGGGCACCAUCUCCUUUUUUGGCACGAGUAUCUUUGCUUCCAUCAUUAUGCUAAUUCCCACAAUCAUGUUCACUGCAGUCGCUGCCGUUGCAUUCAUCGCACUUACUAAGGUUCAUAACUUCUACCGGGGGAGUGGAGGCAGUAUGAGUAAAGCUCAGGAGGAGUGGGUAUCUGGGGCCUGGAAAAAUCCUCAUGUUCAGCAGGCAGCUAUGAGUGCCGCUACAGGGGCCAUGCAGGGCCCGCCGGCACAACAGUUCUCCACACCAACCUAUGACAAUACAAUGUAAUACAGUAGAAAACAAUAAUGAUGCACUGUAGCUAAAACAUGAAGGUUAUAUAAAAAGAGUGGGGCUGUUAAAACAAUGUAGUAUUUUUUUCAGGUUUGUCUAUGUUUUUUUUUUUUUUAGAUUUUAUGAAUGAGAAAAUGUGUUAAUGUA
Molecule: messenger RNA, 1119 nt
Organism: Paramisgurnus dabryanus
Lineage: Eukaryota; Metazoa; Chordata; Actinopteri; Cypriniformes; Cobitidae
Gene: scamp5b
Product: secretory carrier membrane protein 5b
Biological process (GO): protein transport
Cellular component (GO): trans-Golgi network membrane; recycling endosome membrane
Source: RefSeq, a predicted model, not a curated record